This is a messenger RNA of Spathaspora passalidarum NRRL Y-27907, 1559 nucleotides long. Its product is annotated as cytochrome P450. The record is from RefSeq and is a predicted model, not a curated record. The coding region runs from base 12 to 1559 and encodes 515 amino acids. Gene Ontology annotation, molecular function: oxidoreductase activity, acting on paired donors, with incorporation or reduction of molecular oxygen, reduced flavin or flavoprotein as one donor, and incorporation of one atom of oxygen; heme binding; iron ion binding. Lineage: Eukaryota; Fungi; Ascomycota; Pichiomycetes; Serinales; Debaryomycetaceae. The transcript has a single exon.
AACGUGAUAUAAUGCAACCUAUUGAUUAUUAUACUGUUUUUAUCAAGUUUUUAACUAGCUGGUAUGGAAUUCUUGCCAGUAGUAUACUUAUUUAUUCUUUAGCAAUUUACAUAAAGAGAGAAAGAUUUAGAAGGCAACAUGGAACAAAAGAACCACCAUCCUUCCGAGAAGGCGGUCUAUUUGGAUUGUAUUUGGCUUAUACCUUGUUGAAGUACAAGAGUACUGGAGAGUUACUUGAUUAUGGUGUUCGAAUUAUCGAAAAGUAUGGCUGGACCAUGAAGGCCCAAUUAUUUGGUUUGACUGUGUUAGUAACUGGUGAACCAGAAAAUAUUAAGGCUAUGUUAGCUACUCAAUUCAAUGAUUUCGGUCUUGGAAGAAAUCCUCAUCUUAAACCUUUAUUAGGAGAUGGUAUUUUUACUUUGGAUAGUGAAGGGUGGAAACAUUCUCGUCAAUUGUUAAGACCUCAAUUUGCUCGUGAACAAGUUGCUCAUGUACAAAAGCUUGAACCUCAUAUUCAAAUUCUUGCUAAACAUAUUAGAAAGAAUAAAGGUACAGGAUUUGAUAUUCAAGAAUUAUUCUUUAGAUUGACUAUGGAUACUGCUACUGAAUUUUUAUUUGGUGAAUCUGUACAUUCUUUAUAUGAUGAAUCGAUUGGAUUGACAACUUCUGAAGAAGUUGCUGGAUUUGCUCAUAAUUUCGACACUGCUCAAAAAUAUCUUGGUUCAAGAGUUUACACUCAAGCUGCUUAUUUCUUUGUAGAUGGUUUUGAAUUUAGAAGAUCUAUUAAGGGUGUUCAUAAAUUGGCACAAAUAUUUGUGAGAAAGGCUCUUACCAUGACUCCUGAAGUACUUGAAGAAAAAUCAAAGGAUGGUUAUACAUUUUUAUAUGAAUUGGUCAAGUAUACCAAAGAUCCAAAGGUUUUACAAGAUCAAUUACUUAAUAUCUUGCUUGCUGGUAGAGACACUACUGCUGGUACCUUAUCAUUCUGCUUCUUUGAAUUGGCUAGAAACCCAGAAAUUUGGCAAAAGUUACGUUCAGAGAUUUAUCAACAUUUUGGUGAAGAAUAUGAUGCGUCUCAAAUUACUUUUGAGUCAUUGAAGCUGUGUGAAUACUUGAAAUGGGUUAUCAAUGAAACUUUAAGAUUAUAUCCUUCAGUUUCUGCUAACUUCAGAGUUGCCGCCAAGGAUACUACUUUGCCAGUGGGUGGUGGACCAAAUGGUUCUUCCCCAGUAUUUGUUCCAAAGGGUACCACAGUAGCGUAUUGUUAUUAUAUCACUCAUAGAGAUCCAAAAUACUAUGGUAAAGAUGCUAAAGAGUUCAGACCAGAAAGAUGGGAAAGUCUUGACAAACUUGGAUGGGCUUAUUUGCCAUUUAAUGGUGGUCCUAGAAUUUGUUUAGGUCAACAAUUUGCCUUGACCGAAACUGCUUACGUUAUAGUUAGAUUGGCACAACUAUUCCCUACUUUGAACACCAAAGAUUUUAGACCAUACCCACCAAGAAUAAAUUGUCAAUUGACUGCAAGACAUCAAGAUGGUGUUUUCAUAGAAUUGUCAGAUUAA